AUGACAUCGAUACUCCUUUCGACAGCUCGGAAAUUUUCGGUGGAACGGUUGGAACCCCUUUUUAGUUUCACCUCCGUGAUGACACUACCCGUACGUGGCGUUCAACGCCAAGAGGCAAAGCGCUACUGGGCCGAGGACGGCACCUUUGAUCCACCCGUACAGGUUGUCAUUGAUCGGUUCAAGCGUCUGCGUUGGGGCGCCUACAUUCAUCCACGGGCUGGACGCAGAAAGCAUCUUUAUAGUAACAGUCGGGUUGUCCGUGGAGGCGUUGCGAGGUCCGUAGAUCUGAAAGUACCUGUCAUUAGUGAUCUGUAG
Messenger RNA from Echinococcus granulosus, 315 nucleotides. RefSeq names its product 39S ribosomal protein L35. The coding region runs from base 1 to 315 and encodes 104 amino acids. The record is from RefSeq and is a predicted model, not a curated record. NCBI's taxonomy places the organism in Eukaryota, Metazoa, Platyhelminthes, Cestoda, Cyclophyllidea, Taeniidae. The transcript is spliced from 3 exons.